Molecule: messenger RNA, 798 nt
Organism: Penicillium egyptiacum
Lineage: Eukaryota; Fungi; Ascomycota; Eurotiomycetes; Eurotiales; Aspergillaceae
Source: the annotation of a GenBank genome assembly
AUGGCAGUCGACUGCAUUCACAUGGCCUCUGGCCACCAUCCCCACCAUCCCUUCAACCAAGUCGGCCAAGAUCGACACCAAAACGUGGGGACAAGAAUGGGCAUCAACAAUCCAUAUGCCCGCUACAUUUCACCAAAGCCAUCUGCCUACUCUCGACGGUCGCGUUCUGAGUCUGUGAACUCCGCGCCUUCUAUCUGGUAUUCCGGCACGCCCGAACAUUAUCCGGUUGAGCCGAGACGCAAACGCGAGCAUUCUGCUGCCCAUCGCCGCCGCACCAACAAGUACCCCCGGUACUCACAACUUGUGCAACCCGAUGUCAUCGACAGGCUAGACAAUGUCACUAAUUUCUCCUAUCACCACGAGGGUCCGUACGACGCAGCCCGCCCUGAACGAAACCGCUUUAGUCAGUCCAGCCCGCUGGAAGCUGUCAAGGAGUCAAAUGCCGAGGCCCUCCGCGCUACUCCCCACCACAAGAUCGCCGACGCCCUAAACAGUCACCGGCCACUGGAUGGCGUCGCCUUCUAUCCUCCUGGAACCACCGAUCGCGACGGCCAGGAGUACUCUUACGAAGAAGGCUCCAAUAUGAUGGACGACGUCGCUGCUAACUUUAUGCGCCUUCCUGGCACGGCAUGUCUUUCUUCCCAUCCUAUUGUGUCACCAUUACUAACUCCGUUCCAGAAAUUCACCGAUGAGGACUUCAAGAACGAUCCAUUCUACAAUCGUCCCUUGGUGAACCCGUUCUCUGAACUACGGAAGAAAAUCACUCUUCGACUCAAAAAGCGACGCAAUACUCAUUAA